AAAAUGUCACUUCUCAGUUCUCCGGCUCCUACUUACCACACCACAGUACAGUAGCCUACAGUACUUACUUCAGUGCAGUGUGCCAGGCAACACAGGACGGAGCGGAGUUUGUUGCCAGAGAAUGGGUCGAGUCUCCAUCGCAGUUUGUUGUUUCCUUUUCCUGAUCGCCGUCGUUGGUGUACCUUUGGUGUUUCACAUAAGAGCCAACCGACCGCUGGAUACUCCUUGCCACGAGAAUCACAGUGUAGCUCUCUCCAACCCGAUCUUCCACGAGAACGGCUCAAUAGAGAACGACGGCGAUCUCUACCCCUCGGGUCACCACUUUACCCUGAACGGUACUCAUCGUGGCUGUUUGUGUAUGUUACACCCUUGUGUCAGGAAGUGUUGUGAUAAAGACGAGUAUUAUGUCCGAGUCCCCGGGAGUCGCGCUAAAUGUGUGCACAAUCCGGAGCCCUCCCCGUUCGAAAAUUUUUCUCUCCCUGUACACGAAGCGCCUGGAAAACGAGUGGAUGUCGACCGAGACCACUUCCGCCUGCUCUACGGAGACGUGUGUAGUCCCGGCAAAUACAUAUUGGAUCCGGAGGACGAGAGAGACCAACACUAUCUGCUGGUCGACGGUAGAAUCAACUUCAUGGACAGUGAUCACCUGGAGGUAUCCAACUACUGCCUGGAGUCUAUGAAUGGAAGUGACGAGAUCCGGACGUUUGUAUGUCUCCCUGAUUCUGCAGGGGAUGAGGUGACGAGAGCACAGCAGUUUUUGUAUCCCCUGGGAAUGAUUAUCUCUAUGCCCUGUCUAUUGAUCACUAUCGUAGUGUACUCUAUACUGCCGGCCCUGCGGAACCUCCAUGGCAAGUGCUUGGUGUGUCAAUGUACAUGUUUGCUGUUGACCUACAUCGGCCUUACAAUAGCUUACCUCAAGGGGGGUGUUUUAGAAGACUGCUGGUGUGUGUUUAUAGCUUUUAUGAUUCAGUUCACGUUCUUGGCUGGCUCUUUCUGGUUAAACGUCAUGUCUUUUGAUAUCUGGUGGUCAUUCAGUGGACGAAGACCUGCCAGAUGGGGUAAAAAAGGAAUGGAUCAUAAGAAGUUCCUGUUGUACUCCCUGUAUGCCUGGGGAAUGCCACUAGUUAUUGUAACUAUCUCGGUUGCUAUAGACUUAGCUCCAAGCAUCCCUGACUCCAUCAUCAAGCCUGACUUUGGCAAAGCCAAGUGCUGGUUUGCAGAAUGGAAGGCAGCAUUGCUCUACUUCUACAUUCCCUCUGGUGUCAUACUAGUCCACAACUUGUACAUGUUCGUCUCAACAGCACUGACAUUACACUCUUACACCAAGAAGGGUCGUGAAAAAGUCAGGUUUUAUCUGUAUCUGAAACUAUUCAUCGUCAUGGGUCUUAAUUGGACUUUGGAUAUUCUAUCUUUUCUCAUCGGCGGCCCCGAGUCAUUUUGGCUGGUCACUGACUUGUGCAAUACUUUACAGGGACUGGCGAUCUUCUUCUUCUUUGUUUGCAAAAGUGAUGUUUUACAAAAGUUGAAACUACAUUUAUGUCCCAGCUGGAGCUUACGAAAAUCUCAAGAAUAUUCCAAUAGUGUGAGUACUUGUGGUGAUGAGACCAAGACUGAGAUUGAUAUAUUGGCUCUUAAAACUUUAGAUGAUGAUGAGAAGAAUAAAUACAAAGGUUAAAUUAAGCAGGCAUAUUUGACUGAAGUGACUACUGAUGUCUCAUCAUUGGCAAGGACCUGUUUGCGAUGAGUAUUUUGUUGUGAAAGCCAGGAGUAUAUAUUUGUAAGGUUUUAUAGUGGAGUGCCCCUAAACUCAUCACACUUCAAAUGUAUUUAUGCUAUAUAUAUACAACACACGACAAGUGAUGUAAACUAUUAAUGCUAACUUAUGCUUAUAAAAAGUUACUUAAUACAAGUUUUUUACCAAGAAA
Molecule: messenger RNA, 1925 nt
Organism: Macrosteles quadrilineatus (aster leafhopper)
Lineage: Eukaryota; Metazoa; Arthropoda; Insecta; Hemiptera; Cicadellidae
Product: probable G-protein coupled receptor Mth-like 3
Exons: 6
Coding region: 122-1675 (517 amino acids)
Biological process (GO): cell surface receptor signaling pathway; G protein-coupled receptor signaling pathway
Cellular component (GO): membrane
Molecular function (GO): G protein-coupled receptor activity
Source: RefSeq, a predicted model, not a curated record